Lepisosteus oculatus (spotted gar) is the source of this 2273-nucleotide messenger RNA. It is a transcript of the gene bida, whose product is annotated as BH3 interacting domain death agonist. Gene Ontology annotation, cellular component: cytoplasm; mitochondrion; cytosol. The record is from RefSeq and is a predicted model, not a curated record. Lineage: Eukaryota; Metazoa; Chordata; Actinopteri; Semionotiformes; Lepisosteidae. Gene Ontology annotation, biological process: apoptotic mitochondrial changes; positive regulation of release of cytochrome c from mitochondria; positive regulation of intrinsic apoptotic signaling pathway.
GGUGGUGUAUGUCUUUUUGUUAGAAACGCCUCCCGCCUCUGUUUAACUAUAGCCCCUUGUUUCUGUCCCAUACACAUCUUUAGUGUUUCAUAAUAUGUGUGUGUGUGAGAGAGAAUAAGCUCGCAUCUCUCAGGGUACGUUUCAGUGUAAAUGGAAUUGUGUUGCUUUCGUCCGGCUUUUGGCUCCAGUUCCACCACCAUGGAGUAUUGUGAGCUGGGGGGCGACCGCACGUCCCUGGUUCUCUUUGCCUUCCUCCAGAACCAGGAGUGUAAAAACAAGGAGCUCCAGAGGGAGCUGGAAACCCUGGGAGAGAAGAUGAGGAAAAAGGAUGCAAACUCGAACAGCUGCCAGUACCUCGAGGACUGCUACGCCGAAGAGGACGGGGAGCUGCAGACGGACGGACACUUCUGUUCUGAUGUCCGGGAGUUUGCCAGGGAGAGGCAGUUUGACGUCCAAGGAAUAAUGCCAAUAAAUGCACCACGAGAUGCUGAACUGAGGAACAUCGCUGCUGGUUUGAUAGAGAUUGCUGACCAGCUGGAACAGAGAGUUGUUGCUCGGGCUUCCGAGAGUUUGGUCAUGAAGUUAAGGAAGUCAUCACAGCAGUUGUGGCUGAACCACCUGUCCUCAGAGGUACGUCAGCUGAUGCAGACACGUCUGCCUGGUCUGCAGCACUUCUCCCAGGAGAGAGUCUUGCUGGCUCUCACCAUGACUCUAGUGAAGAGAGUGUGUGAGCAGGCUCCUAGUUUCCUGCAUGGCCUGUUCUGCACUGCAGUGGACUACAUCAAUUCCAGACAGCCCAAUUUCAUGUUCAAUAUGCGAUAGCCAUCUGCCUUUAUCCAUGCUGUGACCAAUGCAGAGGUCUGCAGCAACACUGCAAGCUUGCAAAUGCUCAACCAGCCAUACAGGGGACAAGUAGUUUUAUGACGAUUCUCCAUUGUCCAUCCAAGCCUGGUGACACUUGGCCAUUUCUUUGCAAAUGCUGGGGAAUUCUUUGACAAAGUCCUUCCUGCACUGCCAGCACCAUGACUGGAAGAGUCCCUAAAGAAUCAAGCUUUCAAUUAGGGUUGCUAAAAUGUUAUUAUUCAGACCCUUUCACCCAGUGUUACUAUAGACCUUUUGAUUAUUUUCAUGGAAAGCUGGAAGAUAUGGUACUCUUGAAGUACCUGAGGAAAGAACUUUAUUUUAAGAUGGAAUACAAGGGUGAGCAGAACCAUAGGCCAUGUUCAUUUAGCAAUUAGUUCAUGAGAACUGCAAAAUGUGUUCUUGGCUUGUAAAAACAAGGUAGUGAGCAAGCUCGUUUGAUAAAUCAACAAACCAAAUGCUAAUGAAAGUAUGUAGGUAGGCCCUUGUACAACCACCUCAAAUAUUCCAUUCCUAUAUACGUUAUAUCUGGUGGUAUUUAGAUAAGUUCUGAUUUAUUUUUCUAAGUCAGUAAAAGAAUUAAAUAGCUGAAAGGGCAUCCGUUAUCUGAAAAUAUGAUUCAUUAAAGUAUCUGGUGGGUGAAGAACAAUGCCGUGUGAAAAAGCUGUAAACCUGGCAUAUAUGAAGACCUGACUUAUUUUCAGUUUUACAAGACGGUUUCUGGGUUUUUCCUAUUGCAAUCCAGCCUUGUCCGGCCAAUAUCUGUAUUAAUUAGUCCAGGCUUAUGCGAUGUUUAGUUUGUAAUUGCAGAUGCUUAAUAUUAGGAAUUCAGAUGAAACAGAUUUCAUCCAGUUUCAGGAAGAACAGCAAUUUCUGUUCUAUUUUAUUUCUAGAUGUAAAAAGAUGCUGAUUGCUAGUUCAUUAUAGAUGCCAUUGUGCCGAUCAAAAGGAAUAUGGCUGCUAACGUACAAUAGAGGCCAUUAUAUCCAUAUAACCUGUUUGUUAGUUCAGUAGUGGUGAUGUCCUGGCUGAGGCUGGGUUUGUACAAUCUAACAUCCUUAAAGUUUCCUAUUAAUUCAACUGCUUUUAAGGAAUUUUUCACUUUCUUCAAACCGGAAUAUUUUUCUUCCCUCCUUGACUCUGUUUCAGCUGCCAACUUUCCACUUUUUUUUAUGAGAUAAAAAUAGAAAGUGGAGAGGUCUGAAUAUGUAUAUAUUGUAAAUUAUUUUCUGGCAUUAUUUCCUUGUUUUUAGUGCCAAUGUCUUGAGAGUUCCCUUUUGAAUGUUAAAGGUAAUAAGCAGUGUGUGCUGGCUCAAAUGUAUGUCUGUAUUGUAAAAACUUUCUCAUGAAUUUAGUUAAUUCCUGUUUCUGAGCAUGCAUUAAUAAAUUGUAGCUUUAAAGACUAUAAUGCA